Molecule: messenger RNA, 1372 nt
Organism: Athene cunicularia (burrowing owl)
Lineage: Eukaryota; Metazoa; Chordata; Aves; Strigiformes; Strigidae
Product: amine sulfotransferase-like
Exons: 7
Coding region: 113-1141 (342 amino acids)
Biological process (GO): sulfation
Cellular component (GO): cytoplasm
Molecular function (GO): sulfotransferase activity
Source: RefSeq, a predicted model, not a curated record
AGUGAGAAAUGUCUCAGGCAUUGUUUAAUUUCAGUUAUAAAAUACCUCACAGAAAAACUUAACAUGAACCCAGCCAUAUACAUGACUAACCCAAGCAGCUCAUUCCAGGCUCAUGGCUGAGAUCAGUUUGAAAUGGUCUGAUCAACUACUUCAGUGGAGUAGUGGAUUCAGGCUACUCUUUGGGACUACUGUCACACUUUGCUUGAAGAUAAAAACCAAUUUGAGAAGAAGUGAAAGGUUAUUCACCUAUAACAACAGAUUAACAAUGGAACAACAAAAAAAAUACCUAUUUGAAUACAAAGGCUUUUAUUUUAGUGUUGAAACUUCACCUGAGUACGUAGCUUCCCUGGAGGAUUUUGAAAUCAAUGAUAGUGACAUAUUUAUAGCUACUUACCCCAAAUCAGGAACUGUUUGGACUCAGAACAUUUUGAGCUUAAUAAUUCAUGAAGGCCACCGUAACGGAACGGAAAAUAUGGAGACCAUGGAAAGAAUCCCAUGGCUGGAAUACAACACAAAAGAUAGGGAUUAUGCAGAUCUUCCUUUGCCUCGUGUUUUUGCCACCCACCUGCCUUACUACUUACUUCCAAGAGACCUGAGAAGAAAAAGAGGACGUGUUAUUUAUGUUACCAGGAACCCUAAGGAUGUUAUGGUCUCUUUCUACCACUUCUCCAAAUACAUCUGCUCAUUAGAGGAAAUACCAGAUUUUAACCUUUUUAUGGAGAGAUUUUUAGCUGGUAAAGUACUUGCCAGUUCGUGGCUAGAUCAUGUUGAAGGCUGGUGCAGUCAUGCAGAGGAUUUCAAUAUACUCUUUGUUACCUAUGAAGAAAUGAAAAAGGAUCUCAGAAGUGCUGUGCUGAAGAUCUGCAACUUCCUAGGCAGAAAGCUGAGUGAAGAGGAAGUGGACAGUGUUGUGAAACAAGCUACAUUUGAGAACAUGCGAAAAGAUCCCAGGGCAAACUAUGAGAACCUGCCAGAUGAUAUCGUAGAAAAAAACAAGGGCAGUUUUCUACGGAAAGGCACUGUUGGAGACUGGAAAAACAUCAUGACAGUGGCACAGAAUGAAAGGUUUGACAAAGUUCUUAAUGAGAAAAUUAAGACCCUGCCCAUCAAAUUUAUCUGGGAUAUUAAUGAUGAAAUAUAGCAUGGUUUUGAGUUUCAUCAUCCUUUGGUGUUUAUACUGAAUGGACAUAUCUGAAGUUCUGGCAUAAGAAAAUACAUCCAUUUUCAGCUCUGUUAUAGAAAUAAUAAUGAUGACAACUCAAUCACAAAAUGUGAGUUAUCUGAGGAAGCUAUGCAGUUCCAACAGUUUGCUGUUUGUAAAUUUACAAGGUAUUUUAAUUGACUUUGUUAAUAAACUUAUUCCCUUCCUUCA